This is a messenger RNA of Lactuca sativa (garden lettuce), 522 nucleotides long. Lineage: Eukaryota; Viridiplantae; Streptophyta; Magnoliopsida; Asterales; Asteraceae. The record is from RefSeq and is a predicted model, not a curated record.
AUGCAGUUUAUCUAUGUUUUACUGGGGUGGGAGGGCUCAGAUGUGGAUGGUAGAGUGCUUCGAGAUGCCCUACUUAGGCCACAUGGAUUGAAGGUCCCGAGGCCGGGUUAUUAUUUGGUGGAUGCUGGUUAUAUAAAUGGUGAAGGAUUCUUAGCCCCAUAUAGAGGUCAAAGAUAUCAUUUGAAUGAUUGGCAUGUUGGACACCAACCAACUACACCUAAAGAAUUAUUCAACAUGAGACAUUCUUCUGCUAGAAAUGUUAUAGAAAGAUGUGUUGGUAUUUUGAAGGCGAGAUGGGGAAUUUUAAGAGACAAAUCAUAUUAUCCUAUUAACCUUAAAAAUAAGAUUAUAAUGGCUUGUUGUCUUCUUCAUAAUUAUAUAAGGCAAGAAAUGACAGUUGAUCCAUUUGAGAACCGCUUUGAACUAGACGAGGGAACUGGAGAUGUCGGUGGUGGAGAUGAUGAUAAUAUCACUUCUGUUGGUAUAUCAAAUAAGUGGACUACAUUUAGAAACUAUGUUUGA